GAAAGAAGGAAGAGAGCAAUAAGAGAGAAGAGGAAGGAGGAGGAAGGAAGCGAGCGAAGGAGAGAAGAGGAGGAAGGAGGAAGGAAGCGAGCGAAGGAGAGAAGAGGAGGGAGGAGGAAGGAAGCGAGCGGGGGAGCGCAGGCCCUCGGGAGGGAGCCUCGGGCAGCGCACCAUGAUGCCGGAACUCCGCUCGUGCCGCUACGAAACCCGCUACUCGGGCAGCCUCUCGCCCGACGCCCGCCCCCACUCCGUCUCGCCCAGCUACCCCGCCCACACGCACGCCCACUCCCACGCCCACCACUACUCGCCCUCGCACGACCAUGCCCGCCCGUCGUCCGCCGACCUGGCCGCCCCCUUCCUCACGCAGCAGCACGCCCACCACGCCCACCACGCCCACCACUCCGACAAGUACGACAUCAAGUGCGAGGACGACUUUCUGGACGACGAGGACGACCCGCACGUGCCGCACGUCCUGGCGCCGGCCUCGAACGCCCCCGGACACGCGCACGCCCGCACCUGCCUGCUGUGGGCGUGCAAAGCGUGCAAGCGAAAGAGCGUGGCGGUCGACCGACGGAAAGCGGCCACCAUGAGGGAGAGACGGAGGCUAAGAAAGGU
Messenger RNA from Penaeus monodon (black tiger shrimp), 615 nucleotides. RefSeq names its product transcription factor SUM-1-like. Lineage: Eukaryota; Metazoa; Arthropoda; Malacostraca; Decapoda; Penaeidae. Gene Ontology annotation, molecular function: protein dimerization activity; DNA-binding transcription factor activity, RNA polymerase II-specific; RNA polymerase II cis-regulatory region sequence-specific DNA binding. The record is from RefSeq and is a predicted model, not a curated record. Gene Ontology annotation, biological process: positive regulation of myoblast differentiation; regulation of transcription by RNA polymerase II; muscle organ development.